UAAAUAAAAGCACAAAUAAAACUGAAUCCAACCUAAGUUAAAAUUUUCUUCCCUUACCCUGAAGAAAGUUUUUGAAGAAAUAAAAAAAUAAAAAUAGGAGUAGAAGAUUGCCGGUAAAUACCCGUUUAAUCAACAAUUCUUGCAUUACCCUGAAGCUCCAGUAGGUGACAGCAGUGCUGUGAUGAAAGGUGCCGUUUAGAGCCAAAGAAGAAAAAGAAGAAGAAGCAGAAGCUACCAUGAUAGCAGCUUGUUAGCAUCGUUGUGUUCUGCCGUUUUCAUUUGUAAUUACAUGGAGAAGAAGAGCCGCUCUUAGUUUCUGAGGCUGGGUGAGAAGAUGUAGCCAAUCAGGUGGGAGAUCUCUGCAGCACCAGAAGCCUUCCGUUUUCAGAUCCUCAUCCUGGAGCUCCUGCCCCUCUGACCCGGAGUCCGUCUGUCCGUCCGUCAGCCAUGUUGUUUUCUCUGAGGGAGCUGGUCCAGUGGCUGGGCUUCGCCACCUUCGAACUCUUCCUCCACCUGCUGGCGCUGCUGCUCUUCAGCAUGCUGGUGGCUCUGCGGGUGGACCUGCUGAGCGACCGGCUCAGCUGGUGGCUGGUGUUCGUGCCGCUGUUCGCCGCCGACGGCCUCAGCACCUACUUCACGGCCAUCGUGUCGAUCCGGCUGUACCAGGAGAACGAGAAGCGGCUGGCGGUGCUGCGGCUGCUCUGGGUGCUGACGGUGCUCAGCCUGAAGCUGGUCUGCGAGGUCCUGCUGUGCCAGAAGCUGGCCGAGCAGGACCGGGCCCGAGACCUGUGGUUCGGCCUCAUCGUGUCGCCGCUCUUCAUCCUGCUGCAGCUGCUGAUGAUCCGGGCCUGCCGGGUCAACUGAGGGCAGAGCGGCGCCGCAGGAGGGCCGGCGGAGGGAAGAAGGAAAGAGCAGGAGCAUGUUUCAGAGAAAAAUAAAAAGUCAGAAUUUCUGAGAUUAAUUUCAGAAAUUUUCUAGAGAAAACUCAAAUUUCUUUUG
Poecilia reticulata (guppy) is the source of this 999-nucleotide messenger RNA. RefSeq names its product transmembrane protein 203 (gene tmem203). Gene Ontology annotation, biological process: intracellular calcium ion homeostasis. NCBI's taxonomy places the organism in Eukaryota, Metazoa, Chordata, Actinopteri, Cyprinodontiformes, Poeciliidae. The record is from RefSeq and is a predicted model, not a curated record. Gene Ontology annotation, cellular component: endoplasmic reticulum.